Messenger RNA from Penicillium pulvis, 603 nucleotides. RefSeq names its product NudC domain-containing protein. NCBI's taxonomy places the organism in Eukaryota, Fungi, Ascomycota, Eurotiomycetes, Eurotiales, Aspergillaceae. The record is from RefSeq and is a predicted model, not a curated record. Gene Ontology annotation, cellular component: cytoplasm. Gene Ontology annotation, biological process: protein folding. The transcript is spliced from 3 exons. Bases 1 to 603 code for a protein of 200 amino acids.
AUGUCCUCUGCCGAUCCUGACCAGAAUUUUUCCCCUGCCGAAUUGGCUGAACGCGACCUCCAGGAGAAGGAGCGCCAGGCUCGCGAGGCCGCUGAGCAGGCCCAGCUCCCUUACAAAUGGACCCAGACCAUCCGCGAUCUUGAGGUGUCUGCGCCAAUCCCUUCCAACAUCAAGGGCCGGGAUAUGGUGGUUACUCUGACCAAGUCAAAGAUCAGCGUUGCGAUCAAAGGCAAAGAGCCUAUUAUCGAGGGUGAUUUCCCCCACCCCAUUCUCGUCGACGAAUCAUCCUGGACCCUCGAAACAACCUCCAAUCCUCCUGGCAAGGAAGUCAUCCUCCACCUCGACAAAGUAAACAAGGUGGAGUGGUGGCCGCAUGUCGUCAAGAGCGCACCUAAGAUCGAUGUCACCAAAAUCACACCUGAGAACUCGAGUCUGAGUGACCUCGAUGGUGAGACCCGCGCCAUGGUGGAGAAGAUGAUGUACGACCAGCGCCAGAAGGAGGCGGGCGGCUUGACCAGUGAUGAGCAGAAGAAGAAAGAGCUUUUAGAGAAGUUCAAGGCUGAUCAUCCUGAGAUGGAUUUCUCUAAUGCUCAGAUCGGUUAA